AUGAAGAUCUAUUACAUCGGUGUCCUGCGUAAUACAGGUGAAAAAUCACUAGAACUCACAGAGAAAAAGGAUUUAUCACAAUUUGGUUUCUUUGAAAGGAGUAGUGUUGCCCAGUUUAUGACUUUUUUCGCAGAAACAGUUUCCUUAAGAACUGGUGCUGGUCAAAGACAAAGUGUAGAGGAAGGUAACUACAUUGGACAUGUUUACGCACGUUCUGAAGGUAUAUGUGGUGUUAUCGUUACUGAUAAAGAUUAUCCUGUAAGACCUGCCUAUACGCUUUUGAACAAACUACUAGAAGAUUACUUAAUACAACAUCCACCUAGUCAAUGGCAAAAUAUUACUGAAACUAAUGCAAGUUUACAAAUGACAGAUUUAAACGAUAUGAUCAGCAGGUACCAAGAUCCUAGUCAAGCUGAUGCGAUUAUGAGAGUUCAGCAAGAACUAGAUGAGACCAAAAUCGUUUUGCACAAUACCAUUGACAGCGUUCUACAAAGAGGUGAAAAGCUUGAUAAUCUGGUGGAUAAAUCUGAAACUUUGAAUACAUCUUCAAAAAUGUUUUACAAGCAGGCAAAGAAGAGCAAUUCGUGUUGUAUCAUCAUUUGA
Molecule: messenger RNA, 603 nt
Organism: Zygosaccharomyces rouxii
Lineage: Eukaryota; Fungi; Ascomycota; Saccharomycetes; Saccharomycetales; Saccharomycetaceae
Gene: YKT6
Product: palmitoyltransferase YKT6
Exons: 1
Coding region: 1-603 (200 amino acids)
Biological process (GO): endoplasmic reticulum to Golgi vesicle-mediated transport
Cellular component (GO): Golgi apparatus; membrane
Molecular function (GO): SNAP receptor activity
Source: RefSeq, a predicted model, not a curated record